UAGAAAGGUAACUAAAUUGCAGUGUAUCAAAUUUAUGGCACAUGACUGGUUAUUACGCAGGCGGAAAAGGAAAUCACCUUUACCUUCACCAAAAAAGAAAUUGAAAAGAUUUAAACUUUCUGAAUUGAGAAAGGAAGCAGAAAAGUCAAGUGCAGUCUCUUCUGCCACUGAGAUUGAUUUGGAAGCAAAAUUAAAGAAAUCUGUAGCUGAUGUAUCUGCUGAUGAAGAAAAGUCUGCAUGCUCUGUGCAAAAAGAAUUGCAGAGUUCAAAUACUAAUGAGAAAAAAUCUGAACCAGAAUCAGGCUACAAAAGAAUUCUGAGAUCGUCACACAGAACUAAAGCUGAUGAUUCUUCAGAUGUUCAAGUAAUAGAUUCAUCUUCAAAGCAGUCAUAUGAGUCGGUUCUGAAUAAUAAACCCAUAUUAACUGCCGAGAAAAGAAAAGGAGACGAAACUGAACUUGCAGUAAAAUACAAAAAUGAAAAUAAGCAAAUACGGCAUGAAAGGGAAAAUGAAGAUGUUGCUGCACCAGAAGUGCAAAGCCAGAAACUGUCAUCCCAGACUACAACAACAAGUUCUUCAGUUUCCUCUGAUGAUGAACCCCUUGUAAUUGAUCUGAGUGAUAAUGAUGAUAAUGAUGGUGACAAUGAUAAGAGUAAGAAACAGCUGGCUGCAGGAAAGGAAACUGUGAGCAUUGAAUCAAAAACGAGUGAACAAAGUUCAGAAAAGAACAAAGUUCAGAAGAGGCAAUAUCCAGGUGUGAUUCCAUUAUACCAUCAGAUGCCACUUAAUGAUGAUGUUCAUACCCUUGUUGCUGCACAUCACCAUACUUUACAUCCCCAACUUCCUGCCAAUGAUUCUAGUCCCCAAAAGGUGUCAAAUACAGUACAAAGCUCUUCUUGUAGACAAACUUUUAAUUCUGAUAUUAACAGGGUCGUUCAUAAUCCUACUAACCUAAAGUAUGAUGAGCAUUUGAGAGCUGAAGGAGAAUGUACUAAUCCUAAAAAUUUCAAGCAAAGUGUGUUAUUUCCUCUUAAAAGUAAUAACAAUCAUAUCACAUCUCAGAAGCACGAUGUUGAAGUUCCCCUAACAAAAGUGGACUUGUUAAGCAAAGCAGCUGAGACAGCUAGAAAAGUAUUUGGUCCUUGUUCUGUGCAAAGAGUGCAUCUAAAAAAUGGUAAAACUGUAUACGCUUAUGCACCACAUGAAGUACCAAAAUUAACUUCAAAUAAGAACUCAACUGUUACUUCUUCACAUACUAUGCCUAUAGGUUUAUCACAUAGUGGCAAUAAUGUAAGAAACUUGAAUGACGUGUUUCAUGCAAUUGACAGCAUCUCAAAAGGAGUGGCAUGUGCUCAAACUUCAUCUGUAUCAUCUGUCCCUGAAGAAAUAAUUUUAGAUGAUAGUGAUGAUGAAGUACAAGAAAUUACGGAUGCAAACUCUUGUAGGACACUUAAUGUGCAUAACAGUGCUAUGGAAUCUUCUGAGCACAAAGAUACAAAUAUUGAAUUGCAAGAACACUCAAAAAUUUCCAAUUCUAAUGUGAAUUUAUGAUGUAUUUAAAUGUUUGUUAUAAUUAGGUUUUUAGAAUUUGCUUUUCAUUAAGCAAUUUUCAAUCAUAUAUAUCUGUAUUUCUGUUCUCUUAUCAGUUUUUGCUCCAUUAUCAUAUCCCCUACAUUUAGCAUUGUGAUAUUUAUCAGAACUGCAUAGAUUGAAAUGAGUUUUUUUUAUUCAAAGUUCUGUUUUUAAUUUAAUUAAUUGAAUUAAGGUAUUGCUUUACUUUGAACAUAAAAACUCAACCCUAAAAAAUUUGCUUUACAUUUUUUCAAAGUGUUAUUAUUUCCUAAAAGGAACUUGAUGGCAGAUUUUUAAUUUAUGCUUUUAAAUCAGAUUGCUUGCAAAAAUAAAUUUUUCAAGUGUAUGAUAAGUAUUGAACAUAAAAAAUGUCACUAAUGAACUUCAAUUUAAAUAUAUUUUUUAAAAAAAGUAUUAAUUUGAAGAGUUAUUUAGUAUUUAUUUUUUAAUGAUUAAGCAUAAACAGAGGUGAACAUUUGAAAUUAUAUGAAAUAAAUAUUCCCAGUUAUUAAGCUUGAACAGACAAAAAAAAAAUUAGCUAUUUCACAGUUGCUUAUUAAGUGUAUUUUCUUUUUGUUGAGAUUAGUGAAACUGAGUGUAAAAUUUAAAAAUAUUAGCUAUGAUCUUAAAAAAUGUCUCAGUGAGUUAGAUUUUAAUGUUAUCAUUGUCAGACUAGGACAUCUCAUAUUAACUAUAUUAUGGUUAAAAUGGAAAACUUUUAAAUUUAAUUUAUUGACCUUGGUACUUGUUAUCAGAAAAACUGUAAUAAAUGUGAUUAUUGUCUUGCUGAUGUGCUAAUAUUAAGAUCUGUUAAGCAUUUUUUCUCAUUGGAGUUUCUCUGAUAGUCUGUAUAAACAAUGAGAUUUUAGUAGUGCAUUAAAAGUAUUUGUAUGUUUUCAAAAUAACCACUCCAUAAUUGUUAGAGGUAUAUCCUUUUAAGAGGUGGAUUUUAAAACUAAAUUCUAAAAUGUUUAAAAUAUAAGACAUAUGGAUAAUAUGUGAUUUUCCCUAUUUUUAGUUUUGCUAAGUACUCUAAAAUAUGACAUCUGGAUAACUUAUGAUUUCAUGUACGUUUAGUUUUGCUAGUAUUCUUAUGCCAAAAAACAUAUAUACUUAAUAUUUUGCUAUAUAUAAUAUAUAAGAUAUAUAUACUAUAUAUAAGAUUUGCAUAUUACUUUAUUUCUGAUUACAAAACUUUCACUGUUAAUAACAUCUUUAUUUUCUUUUUGUGUAAAAAGUUGAAUUGUAGCUGUGUGCUGACUUGUCUCCAGCAUUUUCAGCAUCGUAAGUGAUCAGUACAGUUGUGCUCAUAUAAGUUAAAUCUGUUAAUUAUUCAGAGUGAAAUAGGCUUUUAUAUUUUUGUGAUUUAGGUGGUACAUUCUGAAAUUUGGUACCCUAAGGAACACCUUAUAUCACCUAUGUUUGGAAUUGGCUUUUGCUGUAUGCAUUCUGUAAAUAUUCUUGGAAGUUUUCUAAUUCAUUUCAAGUCAGAUUGAAUUCAGCUAUAUUGAGACGAGUUUUCCAAAUUGAUAUAAAAGAUCUCGCAUUAAAAAAAUUAUGUGGUUUGAUGGAAACUUCUCCAAAUGUGAUAUUUGUAUUAUCUAUGAUUUAUUAUUUAUAUCUAUGAGUAUUUUUCAGCUAUGCAUAAAUCCAUACAUAAACAAAAUGUGUCUUCCAAGUUGUAUGCUAAGAAAUUGUUUCAUCAGACACUGAAAUAUACUUUCUUUUAGUUUUUACUCAAGUGAUAUUUCAGUAUAUGUAGAUUUGAAAAUACAUUUGAGCAAUUUUCAGUUCAUUUCUAAUAUAUAAGAAUAAUGUUAAUUAAUUGCAGUUUACUUUUUUUCAUUUACUUUAUUGAAGUACACCAUUACACUUAACUGUAAGAAUACGUUUUAGUAUAAAUAAAAUAUUUUUAAUCUGGCAUAAUCAAAAAGAAAGUAUUUAAAACUGAUUCUUUAGUUUAAGGUUCUAUUUUUCUUUUAUUAGUUUAAGGUUCUAUUUUUCUUUUAAAAGUGUGUAUUCUGUAUUUUUCUUUCUUUUCUUUUUUUCCCUCUUUAUGUUUUUCAUACUUACAUGAAACUUAUUUUCAGUCUGAAGGCGUGACUGUAUAACUUGUGUAACUGUAAUAUAUGGUCCCAUUUUAUUUGCUAUGAUUUACAGAUUUAUAAAAUAUCUGAAAUUUGAAUUUUAUGCCCUUCCAGUUAGUGCUGAAAAAGUUCUCUUUUUCCUCUCUUGACCAAAGAUAAUUUUCUCAAAACAUGUUUUUAAUAUUGUUAAGUUUCUUUGCUCUUCUCAAAUUUUGUGCUACCUCAGUUCCCUUUUCUGCACAAAACAGACUUGUGUGUUGAUUCCUGCAUUUAUUGUUCAUAUUGUAUAUACAUGUAAAUAUUGAUGUAUAUUGUGAAUAUACUGACUGCUCUUAAAAUCUUUCAUUGUAAUUCAUAUUGAUUGAUUGUUCUUGUAAAAAAGAAAAAUGCUGGUUCAUUGUUAUUUCCUAUUGUUUUCAAUUUUGGUACACUUGUGAUAAACCGUCCAAUGUCGAAAGUGACAUAGCUAUAGAGGUAGAUAAGAGAAAAUUUAUUUGACAAAAGAAAUCACUCCUUAUAUGUAGUUCAUACAUAAUCAUGAAAUAUUUUUAAAUGACUGAUCAUUUCUAGAUCUCGUUUUUACUGUGAAAGAUUAAGUAUCACAUGUUAAACAUAUGCAGUAAAAUAUAUGUAUGAAUUAAACUGUUCGAUUUAAUUUGUUGGAUUUUUUUUAUUUUUUAAUAGAUAAUAACUUGAGAAAUUAUUUAACCAUCAUGCACCAUGUCUGUAAAAGCUCUUAUGUUAUCUUUAUUUUUGCAACCAUUGAUCAUAGACAUAUGCAGUGAAACUUAUUCAUGAAUUUAAUUCCUUUCUGAAGGCCAUUUGUCAACCGAAGUAUUCAUGAAUUGAAACUGUUUUCCCCCAUUGGGUUUAAUGUAAAAUGGAUUCAUUUGUUUCUCAACUGCAUGUGAUUGCUUACUUGAACUUUUCAACAGUCCUUUGUUGUACAGGUUCAAAUAAUCUAAAACUAAUGGAAAUCAAUCAAUUUAAACAAAAAGGAGCCACAGUAUUAAACAGAUAAAAUAGAGGAAAAUUUAAUUUUAGUGUACACGUGCAGAAGAAGAUGUUAUUGUUGUGUAAUUCACUUUCUUAAAAAUGACAAAUAAUUAAAUCUUAGAGAAUGUAUUCUUUUAUAUUUGCUUUGUCUGUGAGUGCCAUUAAACUCUGAUUAAAAAUCUGUAACCCUCUGUUUCACUCAAAAUUUGCCCAAAGUGAUUUAUUUCCUGCAUUUAAAAAUAUUUCUAAAGUGAGACAUUAUGUGUACUUUAUCAAGGUAAUAUCAUUAUGUCCCAACUUUGCAUCUUAUCCCAUUUUGCAUAAAUUUCAUGGAUCAGAGAACAAGGAAAAUUGUUUUUCUUCUAAUUUUGAAGACAUUUCUUCAACACUCACCUUUGUCUACAUCUGAAGUUGUUGUGGUUCAUUCUUCUUUAACUCAUUUUUAUGAUCCUCUAAUAACUUAUCCACAUUUUCAUUAUUAACUUUCUAGCCCGGCAUUUUGCUUACAGACUCAGUAUCAUUAAUAGCAAGAAGUUUUAAAUCAAAAAAAGGCUCAAAGUGUGGCUUGUAAUUCAAUCUGGCCAUAAAUUUCUCCAGUCCUUAUUCAUGGUCUUGUAAGCCAUUUUCUGCCAGGCUUUGGCCAUAUACUAAAGCAAUAAGAAAUAUUAAAGUGAUUUUCCUGGGUGUUAUGUUGGAUAAGUUAUAAGUUAGCUCAAAGCACCUUCGAAAAUUGUUUGUUGCCAACUUAAGUGUUAAAGACAAUGUUCGUCAUCUGAGAGUUUUUUUUUUUUUUUUUUUUGUGUGUGUGUGUGUGUGUUUAGAUAAUUUAUUCUUUUGCUCCAUGCUACUUCCAGUUACAAACAUACCUAAAAAUAGUGCAGCUACUCAUGCUUUAACAUAAGUUUAAAAAAUUAAUUUUGUAAAAAUUAAGAAAUGUAACUUUUUGUAUGGCUUUCAUGUUCUGUAGUUAUAUUUAAUAAAAGCUUUUACUUGUUCCAAAUAAAACAAAACAAAUUUGACUCCUGCAAGACAUAAAUUAACAUUCUAAAAUCUGAAAUCAUGUUUAACAGUGAUAUGCAAAUUGAAGAGCAAAAUAUUUAUGUUUAUGCCUAACUAAAAAUAAAAUAUCAGAUUUGAGAGUUGUUUUUUAUAUUAAUUGAUUAAAUAAUGAGCAAAGCUAUUUAAGUCAUGAAAAGUAUUCAUUAGUGUGUGUGUGUAUAUAUAUAUAUGUAUCCCCCCCAUGAUGUCUUAUACACAGAAUUUCAUAGAUUCCAUGUUCUUGAAAAACAGUGACGGAAUUCAGCAGUGGCAUAUAGUUAACACAUAAUGUUAUUUGCGUAAAUUAAAAAUGAAAAGUAUUUAUAGUUUCAACAAUUUUUUUUAGAUUACGGUUCUAAAAGAAUAAACCUUCAUAAAAAUAGUAAUAAUGUAUUUUUAGUUCUUGGCUAGUAAAUCACAAACGAAUAUCACUUAAAGACCUUAAAGAUGGAAAAAAAUGUCUAAAAUUUAUUUUUUAACAAGCCCUUCAAAGCUAACAAAAAAAGAUUGAAAAAAAUCCCACAUUCAAAAUUAAGUAUCUUUUGUCAAUUUUUCUUGUAUGAAAUUCACUUUUUAUUUUUUUUUAUAAUGAAUAUAAGCUUUUACUAAGUAUAAAUAUAAAGACACUUUGGUAACUAAAAUGCCAAAAUACGAAUAUUUGAAUCAUUUGCAUUUCAUUCACAGUUGCAGACAAACACUUGCAGAAGUGUUUGUCUGCAACUGCAGUUAAGAUAUAAAGGUAUCUUAACCCGGCAUUACACGCGCGAAAAAAAACGAACGGCAUUACACGCGCUGGGUGUGUCAUACCCAGGGUGGUUUCUUCCUAUUUUCUACUAUAAAAUUUACACAAAACAUAAAACAGAAGAAAAAGAUAAAAGUUGAAACAGUUUUAAACAUAUAUUUAAAAUAUUACUUACAAUUAUUCUGUACAUUUCCUGCAAAUACAUGCCAUGUGUUCCAUACACACAUGUUUUUGACAUUUUUCACAAAUAUAUUUU
This is a messenger RNA of Stegodyphus dumicola, 6692 nucleotides long. RefSeq lists its product as uncharacterized. Lineage: Eukaryota; Metazoa; Arthropoda; Arachnida; Araneae; Eresidae. The record is from RefSeq and is a predicted model, not a curated record.